AUGACCAGUGUGGGCUGGGCAGUGGUCGUUGGGGAUGUUUUUGGUUUAACGAAGCUGGAGAACGUGAAGUCUGUUAGACUGCACUGGGAGUAUGUUGGGCAAAAACCUGCUCAGCAAGUUCCUGGGGAGCAAAGAGCUCCAGGGAAAGUUUUGCAUGAUGCUGUUUGCAACCACCUGAAUCUUGUUGAAGGCGACUACUUUGGCCUUGAAUUUCCAGAUCAUAAAAAGAUGAUGGUGUGGCUUGAUCUUUUGAAGCCUGUUAUGAAACAGAUUAGAAGACCGAAGCAUGUUGUUGUAAAAUUUGUGGUAAAAUUCUUCCCACCUGACCACGCUCAGUUGCAGGAGGAACUGACAAGGUACCUAUUUGCAUUGCAAGUGAAGCAGGACCUGGCACAGGGAAGGCUAACGUGUAAUGAUACCAGCACUGCCCUCUUAAUCUCACACAUAGUACAGUCUGAGAUUGGGGAUUUUGAUGAAACCAUAGAUCGUGAACACUUAGCGAAGAACAAGUAUAUACCUCAGCAAGAAGCACUAGAAGACAAAAUCAUGGAAUUUCACCGUAGCCACAUGGGACAGACACCAGCAGAGUCUGACUUCCAGCUUUUGGAGAUUGCCCGUCGGCUCGAGAUGUAUGGAAUACGCUUGCAUCCAGCCAAGGACAGGGAAGGGACAAAAAUCAACCUGGCUGUUGCCAACACAGGCAUUCUGGUUUUUCAGGGUCACACCAAGAUCAAUGCCUUCAACUGGGCUAAGGUUCGAAAGCUGAGCUUCAAGAGGAAACGUUUUCUUAUCAAACUACGACCUGAUGUGAAUGUAAGUCUUUGUCAGGGGUUGAUGAAGUUGACAAAAGGUUAUUUG
Molecule: messenger RNA, 858 nt
Organism: Leptosomus discolor (cuckoo roller)
Lineage: Eukaryota; Metazoa; Chordata; Aves; Leptosomiformes; Leptosomidae
Source: RefSeq, a predicted model, not a curated record